CGGUCCACAGCAGGUCGGUGUGCCGCUAUGCCGACCGUAGAUUAAAAAAAAUAGUAAAUACUGUGCCACCGGUGCGACGCGUCGGUUUCCGUCCGACAGUCACAAUCCGUAGACCGGAUUUUGUUUCUAUUAGCAUACUUGUACACGACUCGUGAGUGUCUGACGGGCGGCGACGUCUGACGACAGUGUACCAAAGCGCACAGUAAACGGUUGCGUUAUUCGUACGAGCCUACUCGGCGAGUGUUUCGCGCGAUCGGUUUUGACUGCACCGUCGUCACGUGUUUUUCUUUGACUUUCUCCGUUUCUCCACCGGAUUGCGGAAUUCGCAUUUAGCCGGCAUAACGCGGAAUCGAACAUCUGAAACUCGAAACAAUAAUAAUAUUAUAGUUUACAAUAAAUUGUUUCUUUGUAAUAAAAAUCGUUCGAUGUACAUAAUAUUAUUGUCGUUUCAAACUAUACAAUACGCUGCAUGACGAUUACUAUUAUUAUUAUUACAUUAUAAAUAGUGUUACGAGUUAUAAAUAAUAUAAUAACGUUUAUGUACGAUAAUCGCGUAUUAUAUUCUGUGAUAAUACCGGUGUCACGUUACAACACUUGACAACUGCUGCUGACCACUGCCGCUUUUAGCGCGGAGGAGAAUUAAUUGUAAUAAUAAUACCUAUAAUUAAUAUUGAAAUAGGAAAAGGAGAAGGACGAGAAAAAAGCAAUAACGUUAGGUCGACCGAUGAUUAGUUUGUUGCGUGUUAUCGCGACCGAUAGGCAGUUUGAGAUAAAUCCGAUGAACUUUGUCCUCAGCUCGUGGCUCGCGCGGACACACAGAUAAAUGUGUUGACGACGAUGAAAAACCAGUUUCUGAUAGCCUAUGAUAAAAAAAUCGUUUUGAUGUGAACAAAAAAUUUCAAUUCUACUUCGAUUACGAAAUGGCUAUUUUCGACGUCAGAGAGCAGAGCAAAGUUCAAGAUUCGGUUUCAGUUGUUGAGGACCAAGACCAAAUGGACAACCAUGAUGAUCCUCCUAGUAAAUUCAAGGUCGAAACGAAUAACCGGUUUUGGAGUGUUGGUUCCAAACUAGUGGUCUGUCGAAAGUUUAUCAAUGAUAAGUUGGCAAAGUCUGAAGACGUCAACAGAAUCGCUUUCUAUAACAAACUAAAGUGUUUAGCAAAUAAUGAAAAAGUGACUAGUUCAUAUGAACUCAACAGACAAUUAAGCCAAGAGGAAGUAUUAUGGCAAAGCGAACUUAAAGACUUAAUAUGGUUGGAAUUGCGUGCCAGACUAACCGAUCGAACUAUUACAAAUCAAGACAAGUAUCUAUGCGAAGAGAGAAAAAAUAUUUGCCACCUGCUUGAUGAAAUUAUAAAUUUCAGUUUUAGAUUUGAUCAAUUACAUUCAAGUGCAUCACCUACUUGCGAAGAAUCGAAUAAUAGUUCAGAUGAAGAUCUUGGUCAAUGUUUAAGUCGCAGUGGAUGUCUUGGACUAUUUUGUUCUCGAUGUAUUGAACAACAAAAUCUAGCUCUCGGUCAAGUACAAAAACUUAUGGAAAGAUUAGAGUAUGCAGAAUCAUUAUUUCCAUCUAGCAGAGCAUUUGCAGUACAAUAUCCUUUGUUUAAAAGCUUAGAAUUCACCAAUAGAGUUAAGGCCAUGUGCGUGUGGUAUAAUAUGACUAAGAGACAGCGAUUGAUGUUGUUAAUUUUAGGCAGACAUUUGAUGAAAGAAGAGGAAGUAGAAUUGGAGCCAUUAAACCAUUUAAUAGCAACUAAUAAUUGUAGUUCAGGUUCUCCCAGUGUAUCAAACGAUAGUGGUAAAGGUUCAUUAACACCUUCUCCUAGAACUAGUAUUGAGAAUCAUGAAUUCAAGUUCAAAAGGUCUACUGCAAAUUAUCGUGAACCAAUAUCAUAUAAAGAUCUUGAUUUAUAUAACACUCAGCCUAUAGCACAUCUUAGACAACAUUUUUUCCCUUACACAAUAGGAAUAAAUACAUCUUGCUAUGCGUCUCAAACCUAUAGGCAAUUUAUUGCUGGUGUAUUAAAAACUAAGGGUUUAAGAAAAGCAUUAAAAUUUCUUGAUGAAUUAUACAAAAAUGUAUUGCGUAAAGCACAUUUAACUCUUAAAGAAAAAUUGGCAGUGGAAGAUGAUAGUAAACAUGAUGUACCUCAUGAUGAAGAAUUAUUGCGAUAUGGUUAUUGGAGCCAAGAAUCAGAACAAUUGAACUUACCUUCGUAUAGAGGUACAUUUAUUUUUUUAUCUCGUAUUCCAUUGGAUCUUAUACACGCUUAUCUUCGUAUGAGACUUGAUACUAGACCAGAGAAACCUUCCAUAAUGAGCAUCAGACAAUUAACUUGCGAACUAAAGGAAGGUUUAAUGCUAGCUGUUGUGCAUAGGAAACGUUUUGUCCGUCAUAUACAAUCAACAUUAUGGUCUGAUAAAGAAAUUGGUAUGAAAAUAUUUAAAGAACGUAUAAACCACUUUGACGAGUGUACCAAAAUUGUUUUGGAAGUUUAUUUGGGGUAUAUGCAACAAUGGGUAGUGAUGAUGGGGUAUUGUAAAGCUCAAAAAAAUAUGCUAGAAGAAGAAUGGAAUGACAUGAAAGUAAUAAUUCCUCAUAUUCCAGAUGGUAUGACAACAGUUACAAAAACUUUUUGUGAAAUUGCCAAACACAUGUUAGAAACAAUAUUAAAACACCACAAGGAUCAAACGUAUAAUCAAAUUAAAAUGAUAGUACAAAAUGUUGAUCAUUCGCAAACCAAGCAAAAUUUAUUAGCCAUAUGCAGAGAAUUACAAAAUUUGUUGAGCUUAUUCAGAGAAAAAUCUUUUCUUGUGAUGUCAUUAGUUAAAAAUUUAUGCAAAGAUAUGAUUGAACAAUAUAAAAAAGAUAAAAUGAACAAUGUUAAGUUUGAUGGUCCUUUGUCUCCAAUUUUAACUACAAUGAUACCUUUAAAAGAAAAAUUAUUGGAAGUUUGUCGGUGUAUUAUAGAAAUAAUUACAUCAUUAGAAGAUGCAGUUGAUACUUGUAACAGUGAUAUCGACGAUAUAACUCUAGCUCCCCGUAUUCGAGAAGUAUUACAUCAAAUGUAUAAAUUUGGAUUUGAGUAUCAUAAAGAAGCUAACAAAAUUAUGUGUGGUCCAUAUAAAGAUCAAGCAACUCUCUACAAUGUAUCUAUUUCUAAACGUUGGAUAAACUUUGUUCAUAAGCGAUGUGAACCUGGUCGAGGAUUAAAGCCUAAAUGGGCAAAUAAUGGAGUUGAUUUCUUACUCAGUGUAUGUGAACCCCAGAAUGUUGCUGGACUUAGUGAUGUGGAUUUUAAGGAUUUUAAGAUUUUGAUAGAAAAUUGUGUAUUAUAUAUUAUUGGGAAAUUGGACGAUGGUGGUUCGUUUUCAAACCCUAAUGUAAUACAAAAAAAACGCCAUUCUUCUGCAAUUGAAGGGAGAAAUAAAAUUUUGAAGACUGAAAAAAAUUUUAAAAGUGAUAUUGAUAGAAAUGUACGCGUCAUGGAUGCUGUUAAUAAACUGGACCAUAAAUUAGAAGAGAAAUUGCGAUCACAAGAAUUAAUUGGUCAAAUUCGACAUGAUUAUAAUAUAGAACGUAUUGAGUAUGUUCGUCCUCGUCCUGUACAUUUUAGUUGGCAACGAGGCAUAAAAAUUGGACAAGGUCGUUUUGGUAAGGUGUACACUGCAGUCAACAAUGAAACUGGAGAACUAAUGGCUAUGAAAGAAAUACAAUUGCAACCAUUUGAUCAUAAUGCCAUUAGAAACGUAGCUGUUGAGUUGAGGAUAUUUGAAGGGAUUACUCAUGAACAUCUAGUUAGAUAUUAUGGUGUUGAAAUUCAUAGGGAAGAGAUGCUCAUAUUUAUGGAAUUGUGUGCUGAAGGGACAUUAGAAAAUUUAGUCGCUGCCACAGAAAACGGACUACCAGAAGCUCUCCUUCGUAGGUUUACUAAACAAUUAGUUAAUGGAGUGGACAUUUUACAUCAACAUGCCAUCGUUCACAGAGAUAUUAAAAGUGCAAAUAUUUUUUUGACUGACGGAGGAAACUGUUUAAAACUGGGUGAUUUUGGUUCAGCUGUAAAAAUGAAAGCGCAUACAACAGUUCCGGGAGAACUUAAAGGGUUUGUCGGAACACAAGCGUACAUGGCUCCAGAGGUUUUUAUGAAAUCCAAUACAGAAGGACAUGGUAGAGCUGCAGACAUUUGGUCAGUAGGAUGUGUGAUAAUUGAAAUGGCUUCAGGCAAAAGACCGUGGCACGAGUAUGAUUCCAAUUACCAAAUCAUGUUUAAAGUGGGUAUGGGCGUGACGCCAACUAUACCAGAUACACUGUGUGAUGAGGGCCAACAGUUUGUUGACAGCUGUCUACAACAUGAUCCGUAUUCAAGAGCAACUAUUUCGGAACUACAAGAACAUAACUUCAUCAAAGUUAUGCCCGAAGAGUGCGUUUCAUGUCGAAUAUCUUCAACUGCAAUGCUGGAAGAAUACAUUAAAUUGGGUUUUAAACGAUAGCAUCCUAUACUUUUUAUGUUAUUUUAAUCCUAUACUGUAUACUUAAAACUUUAUAUUUGUGCAAUUUUUUAAUUAUUUACUCAUAUUCAGUUUGGGAUAUUUUGUUAUCUAAUAUAAAUUUUUUUGGCUAGUUUCACUAAAAUUAGACCAUCACAUAUUGAUUUCAUAAAAAUGUUUUAAUAUUUUUUGUUGGGUCAACAUAUUCUAAUGGUAGAUAAAACUGUAAAUAUAAUUUUUUAAUCUCUAAUGUAUCAUAAUGAAAAUUAUAUAUAUUACCUAGUAAUUAAAUUUUAUCAUACUAGAAAUUAAAAAAUAUGUAUUUAAAUCAUUGGGUGACAUCAUUAUUGGACUAAAAAUUAUAAAUAAUUUUUUUGGUUAUUUUAAUGAAAAAAAAAAAUAAUAAAUAAAUAAGUGUUAUAAUUUAAUUAUUUAAGAAACAAAAUAAAUUGUAUUACCAUGUUUGUAAGUAGUUUUUGAAUGCUUAUUAUGGUUGUGUAUUAUGUAGAUAGUUUUAUAUAUACUAAAUGCAACUUUUAUUUUAAAAUAUGUGCCUUACAUUCUAUUUCUAUGUAUUAGUUUUAAUUAUCGAUCACAUCACAACUAGUGCAAUAUCUUAUGCGAACAUUUGUUAGCAUUAUUAAUAAUGUUUUACUGAAUAUGAAAUACCAGAUACCUCAUAUCUAUAUUUUUCUAUAUUUAUCAUUAUUUUUUGUUUUGUUUUACAUUAUGUAUGAAAUAGUUACUAAAUAAUUUAAAUUAUAUUCUUAUACAUGCCGUCCUUAAAAAAAUAUAUUUAUGUUAAAAAAUGGUUAAUAAUAUAUAUAUUAUACAUGUUAAUGUUAUUUUAUUAUAAUUUAUAAUUAUAAAAUAAAUCAUAUUGCUAUUAUCAAGGUCUCUAAGGGGCUUUGCUACGAUUAUUAUUUAAGGAACAACAUUUAGGUAAUUUAUAAUCUCGUUUUAGCCAUUCGUGAUCUAUAUGUUAGUUGUAAAUGAUUAUUAGUAACGGCUGGAGCUGCCGACAGAUGCCACUCGUGCGUGGAUGUACAUGUCAAUAACUCGAUAAAAUAAAUUUACUUUAUGAAUACAA
Rhopalosiphum padi (bird cherry-oat aphid) is the source of this 5577-nucleotide messenger RNA. RefSeq names its product mitogen-activated protein kinase kinase kinase 4 (gene Mekk1). Bases 921 to 4490 code for a protein of 1189 amino acids. NCBI's taxonomy places the organism in Eukaryota, Metazoa, Arthropoda, Insecta, Hemiptera, Aphididae. The transcript has 23 exons. Gene Ontology annotation, molecular function: protein kinase activity; ATP binding. The record is from RefSeq and is a predicted model, not a curated record. Gene Ontology annotation, biological process: protein phosphorylation; MAPK cascade.